This is a messenger RNA of Prorocentrum cordatum, 2016 nucleotides long. The record is from the annotation of a GenBank genome assembly. NCBI's taxonomy places the organism in Eukaryota, Dinophyceae, Prorocentrales, Prorocentraceae.
GGCGCGCCGCCGCCCAGCGCGGAUGCCUCCACGCCCCCCCCCGCGCUGACGCCAGAUCGGCUGGACGCCGCGGUGGGCGAGUGGUGGCGGGCGGCAGGGUCGACGCCGCGGCUGGCGCGCCUGCUGCAAGACGAGCACGACGUUCCGAGCUUCUUUCUGCAGCACGAGCGCCUCCUCCACCAAUUCAGGGCGUUCUUGGACGCGCGGCCGGCCCUCCUGUCCGACGUGGAACCGCUGCUACUGCUGAGCCCAGCGCAGGUGCUGGACCCAGGGGUGACUGCUGGCGGCGAGGCGGAGCUGGCAGUGCGGCCCUUCCUCGCUGCGGUGAGCUCGUUCGUCGAGGAGGCCUACGCGGCCCAGCUGGCGAGCUUCAGGAGCGCCAGGCACAUGGCCGACCUGAGUUCCCCGCAGGACUGGUUCCCCGUUGCGCGCAGAAUGCGCCGGCAUUGGUGCCUCCACUUGGGUCCGACUAACAGCGGCAAGACGCAUGUCGCCGCCAGGCGCCUACUGGCAUCGGGCACGGGCCUGUACAUGAGCCCUUUGCGGCUGCUGGCCUGGGAGAUGUACGAGAAGAUGCGGCGCGCUGGAUUGCGUUGCGCACUACGCACUGGUCAAGAGUGCAUCGGGCCCGAUGACGCGACACACGUAGCCUGUACUGUCGAAAUGGCGCCCGUCACCACCAGGGUGGACAUCGGGGUGCUGGACGAGGUGCAGAUGAUCGUCGACGACGCGCGGGGGGCGGCCUGGACGCGGGCGCUGCUGGGAGCGCCUGCUCGUGAGCUGCACCUGUGCGGGGCGAUGGAGCCCUCGGGCUUGCAAGACCUCUUGCGGAAGCUCGCGCUCGAGUGUGACGACACUGUCUCGGCCGAAGCCCACCAGCGCAUGGUGCCACUGGUCGUGGAGGACCGGCCGCUCGGCAGCCUCGGGCAGACAAUGGCAGGCGAUUGCGUCGUGUGCUUCACUCGCCGCGACGUGCUGCUGGUGAAGGCCGAGCUUGAGCAGCUUGGACUCGCGCCCUGCGUCAUCUACGGCACGCUGCCGCCCGAGGUGCGCCGCGAGCAGGCCGCGCUGUUCAACGACCCCGCCAGCGGUCACGACGUCUUGGUUGCCAGCGAUGCCAUCGGGAUGGGCCUCAACCUCCAGAUACGGCGCGUGGUGUUCCGGACACUGCGGAAGUACGACGGGGAGGUUGUCCGCCGCCUCGCGCCCGCGGAGAUCCGCCAGAUCUCCGGCAGGGCGGGGAGGUAUGGUGGGCGCUACGCAUCCUGUGGCAGGGUGACCUGCCUGACCCCGGACGACCACGCGGUGCUCCUGGAGGUGCUGGGCGACACGGGCGCGGCGGCCGAGGAGGCGCAGGUUGCCCCGCGGGCAGCGCUGCUGCCUCUGCCGGAGCGGCUGGGCGCGUUCGGCCAGGCGCUGGAGGCAGACCUGCGGCGGGCGCUGCCCUUUUCGGACCUGGUCAGGCGCUUCCUCGCCGCCGCCACGGUGCCCCCGCACUACUUCCUGGCGCGGGCCCGCGGCGUGCUGGAGGUCGCGGAGGCGCUCGCGGAGGUGCGGCUGGCGCCCGGCGAGAAGCUGAUCUUCUGCCAGGCUCCCGUCGCUCCGCAGGAUGCUGGCGCCAUGGCCGCCCUGCUGGACUUUGCCAAGGCCUACGCGACCAGCGGACGGGCACCGCUGCCAGAGCUGCGGCUGCCGGAGCCUACCAGCGCCGUGACCGCGCGCCACAUUUUCGAUCUGGAGGGGCUGCACAAGGCCUCCGGAGGCAAGCUGGCGGAGGGCACCGGGUUCGUGCCGGCGCGGCGCGCGGCUCCGAGGCAGACAGUGGCCCGGCGCAUCGCCCGCGCCCUGAGGCAGCCGCUGGCAGCGUCCACCGAGGAGGAAGCGGGGCACGGCUCCGCUGGGGCCGAGGCGGAGUUGUGGCUGGCCUUCGGCGGCGGGGAGUCGGCGCGGUUGCUAGCCGACGAGGCGUUCUUGCCGCAGGAGCGCCAAGCCAGCUGGCGGCGUGCUGCGGCCUGA